GUCUUCCGGCAGUAGGAGGGAUACACCCUGAAUUGGUUGCCAGCAGACGUCAUAAUACAGUAUAAGGGAACAAACUUACAAGGUUAAAAGUAAGGUAUUGGAAAUAACUUUAAAAAAUAAGAAAGCAUCUGAAUCACGAUCAGUCGGCGGCGAUCGACGGUUUCAGUUGACCCGCGGACUAAUACUGUAGUCAUUAACGUCUCCUUCUGCGCGAUUAUCUAUGCGUAUAUACUGUUCUUCGUUUCAGCAUUGUUCCGAUGUACGUACAAAUUCAGGCUACGUCUCCCUUACGCCGAAACUUGUAAAAGGAGGACCUCGGGAACUUUUGGCAUGAUAGAGGUGUUAAAUUUUAUUAGGUGGCUUAUUAACAUUCAGUGUGCAUUUUGCGGUCCCUUUAAUAAUUUCUGUUAUGUGAGACGAUACAUUAGCUUCUAACGGGUGUCGCACCACUUACUCAUCGUCUUCAAUCGUUUGAACCGCAUUAAAAAACAAAAACACUCAAAACUCGGCUCAGGCAUUCUCGGAAUUGGCCGUAGGUACAAGAUUGCCAAUCACAGUCAUACUUAUUAAAAUAAGGAGCGCAUCUCAUUUACAUCAAAUAUGUCUUUAGGUUUUACGUGAAAGAUUUGUGCUCUUCAUAAUAAAGCGACGAGGAGGGAAAAAAACGUCGAUGUUCAUUGAAAUUGUAUUCACAAACGCUGAAGACAAGAUAGUUAUUCGUUCUGAGUGUAAAAAUCUUCUCGCGUUGUGUUGUCAGGUUGGAGGAAAUGGACAAAUCGCAACUUACGCCACGGAGCUUGGAUAUCGAAAGUACAGUACUAACUGGAAACGGCGUCGUUCCCCGCAGGCUGGCCUCGUGCCGGAGAUGGCGUCCCUCGGCGCGGGGCUGUACUUAAGCCGCAAGCGGGCUGCGGACAGGAGCGCGGCGGUGGAAAGGAGGAACCUACUCACCGUGUGCCGGUUUUCAGUGAAGACUCUAUUGGACCGAUCCUGUUUCGACAGCAUGGACGACUCGUCUGCAGAGUUGGUCAAUUUUGUGUCCAUCCUGGAGCAUAUCCUCAACCAUAGACUGAAAGGUCAGACAACGUGGUUUGGCUACGAGUCUCCUCGGAGUUUCUGGGAUUUUGUCAAAGCCGCCAGCAGUAAAGUCCCUCAUAAUUGCAUUCGAAGCAUUGAGAGUAUGGAGAAUGUGCGGUCAACCAAAGCUAAGGGUCGAGCUUGGAUCCGAGUAGUUCUAAUGGAGAAAAGACUGUCUGAAUACAUCUCAUCCGCUCUGAGGGACCAUAGAACUACCAGGAGGUUUUAUGAGGAUGGGGCGAUCAUGCUGGGAGAGGAGGCGGGGCUUCUGGCGGACACGCUCAUUGGACUCAACACCAUCGACUUCAGCUUCUGUCUGAAAGGCGAAGGUCUAGACAUCGGUGACCUCUCAGUCAUCGACUACACACCUUACUUAAAGUUCACUCAGAGCGGCGACAGCAUCAGCAGCGACGAGGAGGAGAUGCGCACCCUGGGCAGCACCGGCAGCGAGCACAGCACCCCGGACAAGAUGGCCACGGCUGCCUCCAUCUUCACCGAGCAGAGCAACUUGGUCAGCAAGUGCAAGCGCUUUGAGCAGAAAUAUCGCAUGGCGUUGGAGCAGAAGGGUUACCUGGAAGAGCUGGUGCGGCUGCGCGAGACGCAGCUGGCAGAGGCGUCGUCACACCACAAAGCUCUUGAGCAGAGCCUCGUGGACACACACCUGUCACACUCGCUGGAGAAGGAGCAGCUGGAAUUUAUCAUUUUGGAGCUGCAGGAUCAACUGACCGUGUUGAAGAACAAUGACUUGCGGUCUCGACAGGAGCUGACAGCCCACCUGACCAAUCAGUGGCCGUCUCCCGACGCUUUGGACGCUAACGGCGUUGCCUUGGAUACGCUGCUGUACAGGAAGAGCCCCGGACAGUGGGAGGACAAGAGUCUCCGCAAUCUACCUCCAGACAUGAGCCUAUCACAGAUGUCCCUCGAACCAUCACACAUGCUAACGCUGGAGGCUAAACCGCACUGGCCCCGCCAAGGAAAAGAGCAGACGCCAUCCCUCCGAGGACUGUGCGGCUCUCUCACCUCCGUCAACAGUUUCAGGUCUCUGGCCAGUUUGAGGUCUAACGAAUGUCUGGCCAGUCCCGCCGCUGAGGUCAGCAGCCCAGGCUUAUCCCCCACAUAAGGCUACAACUCAAGCCAGCCAUCUUCUCUGCGUGCUAUUACGUUGCUCUUUGUAGAGAUGUAUGUUCUCAUUGUGCCGACAAUGACAUGUUUUCACAUGCUGUUGGAAUGAGCUCAACCGCCUGAAGCACACUCUGACAUGAUAUAAAUUUACCGUGAAUGGUUUGUAUUGAAAGACCUAUUUCACGUGCCAUCAUUGGAAAAGUCGGGCUCGUCGUCGUCACCAGUUGUUUCUGGAGGAUCAUCGUAUGUCCACUUUUCCCAUUUAUUACCGUAUCAGUUUUAACAUCUUUGUUUCUCAGGAGUUUUUGUGCCUUGGUUUUCAUUAUCGUGCACAGUGCCGUAUUUCGUUCUCAGGUCAUGACCACUAUGAUUGAUAAGCAGCCCUCGGAUUAAUCCGACGUUUUCCCUUUAUUUAGGUUUAGGUUGCAAUGCAGUCAUUCAAUUUGGCUUGUUGUGAUUGUGAUUGAAAGUCUGGCAUUCAGGCGGUGUACCUUAACUGUGCUGUUUGCUUUUAGUUUAUGACAUUUUUCACUUGCACACAUACAAAUAUUUCCCGGCUUUUCAUCCUUCAUUUUGAAUAAACUUUAUUUGGGGAGAAAUCAGAUUUUGACACAUUUCACAGUAAAAACAUUUUUUUUAAAGCACUUCUUUCAUGCACUUAUUCUGUGGAUUUAAAUGCAUACUCUGAUCGCUGGCUGAGAGACAAAUUCCAACUGUAAUCUGAGGUAAUCCAUUUGCUAAAUCAACUAUCAUCUCUGUCGU
Messenger RNA from Hippocampus comes (tiger tail seahorse), 2961 nucleotides. RefSeq names its product RUN domain containing 3b (gene rundc3b). The record is from RefSeq and is a predicted model, not a curated record. Bases 671 to 2197 code for a protein of 508 amino acids. NCBI's taxonomy places the organism in Eukaryota, Metazoa, Chordata, Actinopteri, Syngnathiformes, Syngnathidae. The transcript has 12 exons.